Molecule: messenger RNA, 1650 nt
Organism: Pectinophora gossypiella (pink bollworm)
Lineage: Eukaryota; Metazoa; Arthropoda; Insecta; Lepidoptera; Gelechiidae
Product: aldehyde dehydrogenase X, mitochondrial-like
Exons: 11
Coding region: 73-1539 (488 amino acids)
Molecular function (GO): aldehyde dehydrogenase (NAD+) activity
Source: RefSeq, a predicted model, not a curated record
CAGCGGGAGUCGACAGCGGGAGAAGCACGCGUCCUAACGUCAAAAUAAAAUCAUAUUUUUUAUAAAAACACAAUGGUGAAGGUCGACAUCAAAUAUACUAAGUUGUUCAUCAACAACGAAUGGGUAGACUCUGUCAGCAAGAAGACGUUCCCCACCAUCAACCCUCAGGAUGAGACCGUCAUCACUCAGGUUGCCGAAGGAGACAAGGCCGAUGUGGACUUAGCCGUAGCUGCUGCAAAGAAGGCUUUCCAUCGCUAUUCCGAAUGGCGCUUAAUGGAUGCAUCCCAUCGAGGUCGCCUCCUGUAUAAGUUAGCAGACCUUAUGGAGAGAGACGCUAAAUACUUGAGUGAAUUAGAGACCCUGGAUUGUGGUAAACCUGUGAAGCAAGCUGAAGCAGAAAUUAUUUGGGCAGCAAAUAUCGUCAGGUUCUACGCUGGCAAAGCUGAUAAGAUUACAGGCAACACUAUUCCUGCGGAUGGAGAGGUGUUAACAUACACUUUGAAAGAGCCGGUUGGCGUGUGUGGACUUAUACUGCCAUGGAAUUACCCGAUUCCCUUGUUGACAUUCAAGAUCAGUCCCGCUUUAGCAGCUGGAUGUACUGUGGUCGUAAAGCCUGCAGAACAGACUCCACUUACUGCUUUGGCUAUGGCUGCCCUAGUGAAAGAAGCUGGCGUCCCUCCAGGAGUACUGAACAUCGUCAACGGAUAUGGCCCAACUGCUGGAGCUGCUAUUGCUAAGCACCCUGAUGUCGACAAAAUCUCUUUCACUGGAUCCACUGAGGUGGGCCGUCUUAUAAUGAAUGUGGCGGCUGCUGAAAAUCUGAAGCGUGUCACACUUGAGCUCGGAGGCAAGAGCCCUUUGGUGGUCUUCAACGACGCUGAUGUUGAAAAAGCCGCAGCACUCGCGCACAGGGCUGCGUUCGCCAACGGUGGUCAAUGCUGCGUGGCUGGUACCAGGACCUACGUGCAGUCCGGCAUAUACGACAAGUUCGUCGCGAAAGCUGCGGAAAUCGCCAAGAAGAGAACCGUUGGAAAUCCUUACACGGACGUACAACAGGGACCUCAGAUUGACCUAGACAUGUUCAACAAGGUGAUGGGUUACAUUGAUGCUGGCAAGAAGGCUGGCGCCAGGUGCGUGGCUGGUGGUAACCGACAAGGCAAACUUGGCUACUAUGUGGAGCCAACGGUAUUUGCUGACGUCAAGGAUGACAUGAAAAUUGCUCGUGAAGAGAUCUUCGGCCCCGUCCAGAGCAUUCUAAAGUUCGAUACUUUCGAGGAAGUAGUGAACCGUGCCAAUGACACCAACUACGGCUUAGGAGCUGGUGUAAUCACCAAAGACAUCAGCACAGCCCUGGCCUUCGUCAAGCAGGUGCGCGCUGGCACCAUAUGGGUCAACACUUACGAGCACGUAGCUGCCCAGACUCCAUUCGGUGGUUUCAAAGAAUCUGGAAUUGGCCGUGAAAUGGGUGAAGACGGAAUACUGCCAUACUUGGAGAGCAAGACUGUGACCAUAGACCUUCCAAAGAAACCUCUGCUGUAACUCGAAGAUCAAAGUUCUUUCCUAUACUGUAACCUAAGUACUAACCCUGUGCUAAUCAUAUUCGUAACUUGUACUCAUGAAAUAUAUUUAAAUAAAUAAGUGAAACCAUAA